This is a messenger RNA of Rhodamnia argentea, 714 nucleotides long. Its product is annotated as tRNA-specific adenosine deaminase 2-like. NCBI's taxonomy places the organism in Eukaryota, Viridiplantae, Streptophyta, Magnoliopsida, Myrtales, Myrtaceae. The record is from RefSeq and is a predicted model, not a curated record. Gene Ontology annotation, molecular function: tRNA-specific adenosine-34 deaminase activity. Gene Ontology annotation, biological process: tRNA wobble adenosine to inosine editing.
AUGGAGGCUGGCAAGCAAACUUCCCGAAAUCAAUUACCGGCGAACCAACGGCGACGGAUGCGAGCGACCGAACUUCCCGAAAUAGAGUUACCAGCGAACCGGCGGCGAUGGAGCCGGGUGAACGGAGGCGGCAGACUACCUCCGCCGUCCGAAUCCGUGGGAACCGAUGACGUAGCUUCGGAUGCAUUCUCUCCUCAGCUUUUGGGCUUCCUUCGGCGUGCUAUAGAUCGUGCAAAGCUUGCUUUGGACAGCCUUGAAGUUCCAGUUGGCUGUGUGAUUGUUGAGGAAGGGCACCUUAUUGCAGCAAGAAGAAACAGGACUAAUGAGACACAGAAAGCAAGAAGACGUGCAGAAAUGGAAGCUACUGAUCUUCUUCUUGAACGGAGGCGGAGGACUGGACUUCCGUCUGCAGAAGUUGCAGAGAAAUUUUCAGCAUGCUCCCUUUAUGUUUCAUGUGAAGUACGCAUAAUGUGUGCAGCAGCAUUAUCGAUCAUUGGUACAUUAGAAGCAUAUUAUGGCUGUGCAAAUGAUAAAUUUGGAGUCUGUUGCAUUGAAGUAGCUCCGGGGCAUGCAUUAGAUCAGUUUCUGAACUUGUCUGAUUCUGAUUUUUUGUUACUUCCAACUCUCACGGACAGAUUUUCCUUAAAUCAAUCACCACAUGAACCUCUUCCUGUUUUCCCUCCCUCUAUUUUUCAUCCCUGGCCAGCUCAUUAA